AGGGGCGGAGGGAACGCCCAGCCCUUGCGGCGUGCGGAACCAAACCCCGGGAGGCUUCGGAAACCGGAAGUGGCUUGUCACCGGCGCUCGGAGCUGUUCCGAUGACCGUCCACAACCUGUACCUGUUCGACCGAAAUGGAGUAUGUCUGCAUUACAGCGAGUGGCACCGCAAGAAGCAAGCGGGGAUCCCCAAGGAGGAGGAGUACAAGCUGAUGUACGGGAUGCUGUUCUCCAUCCGCUCGUUUGUCAGCAAGAUGUCCCCGCUAGACAUGAAGGAUGGCUUUCUGGCCUUCCAGACUAGCCGUUACAAACUCCACUACUAUGAGACACCCACUGGAAUCAAGGUUGUCAUGAAUACUGACUUAGGCGUGGGCCCCAUCCGAGAUGUGCUGCACCACAUCUACAGUGCGCUGUAUGUGGAGUUGGUUGUGAAGAAUCCCCUGUGUCCGCUGGGACAAACUGUGCAAAGCGAGCUCUUCCGCUCACGGCUGGACUCUUAUAUCCGUUCUCUGCCCUUCUUCUCUGCCCGGGCUGGCUGACACAACUACCUCACUCCUCCGAUGAAUCUGGAAUUACCUGGGCCCUUCUUGGCUUGUGAUACUGUGAGCCUUUCCACCUACCUGUCUCCCCUUCAGUCUACAAACCUACUGCCCCCUCCAGUCACCAAAACGAAGGCCCCGGGAGUCCCUCUCUCCAGUUUUAUCCCCUACCUGGCUCUGGAAGAAGCACAGAAUAAACGUUUUGUCACCCUCUGCA
Molecule: messenger RNA, 756 nt
Organism: Jaculus jaculus (lesser Egyptian jerboa)
Lineage: Eukaryota; Metazoa; Chordata; Mammalia; Rodentia; Dipodidae
Gene: Trappc1
Product: trafficking protein particle complex subunit 1
Exons: 5
Coding region: 102-539 (145 amino acids)
Biological process (GO): endoplasmic reticulum to Golgi vesicle-mediated transport
Cellular component (GO): TRAPP complex
Source: RefSeq, a predicted model, not a curated record